AUGCCUGUUCUCCAGCACACUCUCCUCUUCUUCAAAAACCCCAGGAAAACCCUAAUCUCAUCCUCCCACUUCAUAGCUCUCCUGUCAUUCUCAACCUCCAAAACCCAAGACCCACCUCACAAAACCCAAGACCCACCUCACAAAACCCCUUUCAUUGUCGAUUACCUCACAACCUCAUUUGGGUUCUCAUCAGAGAAAGCAAUCUCUCUAUCUACGAAUCUCACCCACAUAAAAUCCCCCAGAAAACCAGACUCUGUUGUCUCUUUCUUCAGAAACUGCGGUUUGAGCGAUGCUAACAUCAGAGACCUCAUUUCUUGGAGACCCAGGUUCCUUUCUUCCAAUGUGGAGAGAACCCUUCUCCCGAAAGUUAGGAUUUUGCAAGGGCUCGGCCUCGCCGGCUCUGGCCUGGCAGAGGUUGUAGUCUCGAACCCAAGGCUUCUGGUCGUAAGCGCUGAGCCUGUGAUCAAUUUCGUCAAAACUCUGCUCCAUUCUGAAGAAGACGUUAUCAAAUUCCUCAAACGAUCCAAAUGGGAGUUUUCUGCGGCGACUGUUGAGAAUAAGAUACGGCCCAACAUCUCAAUCUUGCAGAGCUGCGGUGCUUCCAGUAGCAAGAUUGCGACGCUCCUGGUGAGAAACCCGAACUUCUUCGCGCAGAAUCCACGUUGGGUUAAGGAUCUUACCAACCGUAUCGAGGAAAUGGGGCUUCCCUGCCAGAAUGGGAUGUUUUUUUAUGCUGUGUUUACAGUUGGUUCGAUGAGUAAGACUGUAUUGGAGGCCAAAUUCAACUUGUUCAAGAGCUUCGGGUGGUCGGAUGUCGAUAUCCUUUCUGCUUUUGCAAAAGCUCCUGAAUAUGUGAAGUAUUCCGAGCGGAAGAGUCAGGAAGCAAUGAAUUACUUUGUGAAGGAGCUUGCAUGCGAGCCAUCAUACAUUGUUCGCUACCCCAAGCUUCUCUCAUACAGCUUGGAGAAUAGGAUAAUCCCUCGAUGUAAUGUGCUGCGGAUCCUGAAAUCAAAGGAGUUGCUGAAUAAGAACCCCAAUUUGUAUCCGAUCGUUUCCUUGUCAGAGGAGAAGUUCUUGAAGCAGUACGUGCGCCCGUAUAUGAAGAUAGCUCCUGAUAUCUGUCAAGCUCACUUGGGGCGUAUAUGAUGGUUCCAUCGACUGAACUUCAAUAAUCCUAGACACCUGGAUGGGCGGCCACAUGCGUUGCAGGCAUCUGCGCUAUGCAUUGUUUGGGCCCCAAAUUGUAGAUGACGUUGCCCAGAAAUUUGGGUGGUCAGCUCAUAAGGUGGGCUGCAUAUGUACAAAACCAAUGUGGGAUUUUCAAAAACGAUUGCUGAUGGUCCACAUCCAAUGUUCAGAUGUGGGCCUUCUAGUUGACCAGCUUGAUUUUGGUCCACGCCAUUUACAGGGUGGGACCUGACCGAUGCAUGGCUCGGAUGUCUGUGACACAUGACCGCAUGCCUAGGUGAAUGUGGGCUUAUCAGAACUCCCAUUGAAAAGGUAUGAAGAUGAAAGAACUUUUACUUCUCAUCGUCAUUCAUGAUUCGAGCUUGAAGUAUAAAGAAAUGUUAUAGAUGUGGUUCUAAUCUUCUCCCCAGAAUUGUACAACUUACAAGCAGGAAUACCAUUUUUUUUUUAGUUGCAGCCAAAGUUGAAUGGAUGGAUGAUACAUGAGAACAGUUCUCUCCUUAUGGGGAUUUUGUAAUAGUGUCAACCGUUUCAUCUGUCAAAUUCAGGAGGAAUGUAACUUUCAAGCUUACAGAUUGGAUGUCAUAUUUGAUCUCUUUGUCAGGGAGAUCAAUCCAUUAACAUUGCUUUUUACAAAAUGGGUUGUUUUCUGCGUUA
Messenger RNA from Magnolia sinica, 1845 nucleotides. RefSeq names its product transcription termination factor MTERF5, chloroplastic-like. Gene Ontology annotation, biological process: chloroplast organization; regulation of DNA-templated transcription. Bases 1 to 1146 code for a protein of 381 amino acids. Gene Ontology annotation, cellular component: chloroplast. Gene Ontology annotation, molecular function: double-stranded DNA binding. Lineage: Eukaryota; Viridiplantae; Streptophyta; Magnoliopsida; Magnoliales; Magnoliaceae. The transcript has a single exon. The record is from RefSeq and is a predicted model, not a curated record.